AUGUCGGAGACAACGCCAUUGAUGCCUCGCCCUGUGACUUCCCAAAUCGACAGUCAUAACAUCUAUUUGCGAGCUUGCCAUUCGUCAUGGCGUAUGGUCAACCCCAAGAUCCUUACGAUUGUCCGUCUAGCCAUCACUGCAUAUCUCAAUGCAGUGGCCGGUGUCUCCAUCAAGUACAAGCUGGAAAUGAAGGACACCCAUACGAACUGGCGCAUUCCCUUCCAGUUCUCCACCGUCACAUUUGCCAUGCUUCUCGCAUACAAUGUUCAAGUCACCAUAUGGACGAUUAUGCACCUUCUCGUCCCCGAGCCGGCCCACGAUGAGACACCCGAGGGUCGUUGGCCACGACUCCGCAACAAGAUCAUCACGUCGAUCUCCCCUCCUAGCCGUGUCGAAAGUUCCCGAAGACGGUUCUUCUUCAGCUUGUUCUAUACAGUUACUCAUGUCUUUACUUUUACCAACACCAUCAUGUACUGGGCUGUGCUUGUACCGACUGGAAAUGGUGGCUUCGCGGCACCGGCCUUUUCACGACCUCAGGAACCCCCACAGAAUCAGACAACACUGGCUUUCGACCCGGACAAGGGGCUUUUCGAAGAAGGCGCAAUCAAGGCUUUCAGCAUCAUCAAUGUCUGGUCGGUCACCUCCAUCAUUGCACUUGCGGAGGUUUUGUUCUUCAAUAGCAUCAGGCGCCAGACUCCUGUUGCUGGACACGUCGCAGGUGUUGUACUCGCCAGUGGUGCGUAUCUUGCUUGGGCUGGGUUCGGUAGGCUCCUCACUGGCCACUCGGGUCUCUUCUUCUUGGAUCCCGCCAAGAUGGGCAACGCGCCGGAGGCUACUGUUGCUGCGUGCCUGGCAUUUGUCACUUCAACGCCCGGAAUCUUCUCGUACAUGUACGGCUUGAUUGCCAUGCGGGAAAGCAUGACCGCACACAACUGA
This is a messenger RNA of Pestalotiopsis fici W106-1, 936 nucleotides long. RefSeq lists its product as uncharacterized. The coding region runs from base 1 to 936 and encodes 311 amino acids. The record is from RefSeq and is a predicted model, not a curated record. NCBI's taxonomy places the organism in Eukaryota, Fungi, Ascomycota, Sordariomycetes, Amphisphaeriales, Sporocadaceae. The transcript has 6 exons.